CAGGGCUCGGGGUCUCGGCGGCCCGCGGAGCCUCUCACCGGCGUGCAUAAGGCUUUGCCUUUCCGACUUCAGCUACAGUGUUAGCUAAGUUUGGAAAGAAGACCACGAGGAACCCCCCGGGCGCUUUCUGUUUUGCCCUUUGCCGUAGCUGUCGCUGGGGUCUCUCCGGACGAGGCUGCUGGGUCUGCAUCGGUGCCAUCGCCAGGUCCUGGGGCUCGGGUGAGCGAACACCUCACCUCGACAACGACGCGAGCGCCUGGUGUCAUGACCCGAGCCGAGGAGCAGGGCCGCCGGGGAGGAUGCUGCGGAUCCGUUGCAAAAUACCUGACCUCGGCAAAAUUCCUCCUCUACCUUAGUCAUUCCCUCUCCACUUGGGGGGAUCGCAUGUGGCACUUCGCAGUGUCCGUGUUUCUGGUUGAGCUCUACGGAAACAGUCUCCUUCUGACUGCGGUGUAUGGGCUGGUGGUGGCGGGGUCGGUACUGGUCCUGGGAGCCAUCAUCGGUGAUUGGGUGGAUAAGAACGCCAGACUGAAAGUGGCCCAGACUUCCCUGGUGGUACAGAAUGUUUCAGUCAUCGUGUGUGGAAUCAUCCUGAUGAUGGUUUUCUUACAUAAAAAUGAGCUCCUGACCAUGUACCACGGAUGGGUCCUUACUUCCUGCUAUAUCAUGAUCAUCACUAUUGCAAAUAUUGCAAAUUUGGCCAGUACUGCUACAGCGAUAACAAUCCAGAGGGACUGGAUCGUUGUUGUUGCAGGAGAGGAUAGAAGCAAAUUAGCAGAUAUGAACGCUACCAUACGAAGGAUUGACCAGUUAACCAACAUCUUGGCCCCCAUGGCUGUGGGUCAGAUCAUGACAUUUGGGUCCCCAGUCAUUGGCUGUGGCUUCAUCUCAGGAUGGAAUUUAAUGUCUAUGUGUAUGGAGUACUUCCUGCUCUGGAAGGUCUACCAGAAAACCCCUGCACUGGCUGUGAAAGCAGCCCUUAAAGUAGAGGAGGCUGAAUUGAAACAGCUGAAUGUACCCAAAGAUACUGAGCCAAAACCCGUGGAGGGAACUCAUCUAAUGGGCGAGAAAGAGCCCAACAUCCAAGAACUUGCACCCAAGCAAGAGCCCACCUGUGCCUCCCAGAUCACCGAGCCCUUCCGUACCUUCCGAGACGGAUGGGUCUCCUACUACAACCAACCAGUGUUCCUGGCGGGCAUGGGCCUCGCUUUCCUUUAUAUGACUGUCCUGGGCUUUGACUGCAUCACCACCGGCUACGCCUACACCCAGGGGCUGAGCGGGGCGGUCCUGAGCAUCCUCAUGGGCGCCUCGGCCAUCACUGGGAUAAUGGGGACUGUGGCUUUCACCUGGCUGCGCCGCCGCUGUGGGCUGGUUCGGACCGGUCUGAUCUCAGGCUGGGCCCAGCUGUCUUGUCUUAUCCUGUGCGUGAUCUCUGUGUUCAUGCCCGGAAGCCCCUUGGACUUGUCCGUUUCUCCUUUUGAAGAUAUUCGUUCUAGGUUCGUCCAAGGAGAGCCGAUGUCCACCACCACCGGAAUACCUGACACCAUCUUCACCCCCGAGGUGCACACGUCCAACGGGUCUGACGCUGGCCAUGCCGUCCUGGAGAUGAGUACCAAGCCCGUGCCCAUCAUCUCCGUCAGCCUGCUCUUCGCAGGCGUCAUUGCUGCUAGAAUCGGUCUUUGGGCCUUUGAUUUAACUGUGACACAGUUGCUGCAAGAGAAUGUAAUUGAGUCUGAAAGAGGCAUUAUAAACGGUGUACAGAACUCCAUGAACUACCUUCUGGAUCUCCUGCACUUCAUCAUGGUCAUCCUGGCUCCGAACCCCGAAGCAUUUGGCUUGCUCGUGUUAAUUUCAGUCUCCUUUGUGGCGAUGGGCCACGUUAUGUAUUUCCGAUUUGCCCACAAAACUCUGGGCAACCAGCUCUUUGUUUGUGGUUCUCCAGAAAAAGAAGUUUCAGAUGAAAAUCAAACCAAUACAUCUUCUGUGUGAGGCAGGUUAGCUGUGGCCAUCCCUGUUACUAGAUAAUCUCAAGCGUAUAUGCUUAUUUUGUGCUUCAGGUUUCUAAUAAAUGCCUGGGUGUUUCUCUCUGGUUUUACCACAGCUUUGUCUGAGAGGCUAAGAGCUAGUAGGAAAUCUAAAUCAGCACAAUGAGCGGGUGUGUUUCCCUCACAUUUAGAUACGGAAAAGAAAAAGAAAAGAAAAUGUUUAAGUAUAGGGAGACUAGAAUGGUUAAAGUGAACUUUCCUGUUCUUCUGAGUAGAUGAGAUUUUUGUAAACAAUGGUUAAACAUGAAUUAAGUUAUUGUUUGGCAGAUAUUUAUUAUCUGUGCUAGAAUUCAGGUAAGUCAGUUUUCCCUACAACUCAAUUCUAUUCAAACCUGGCUAAUUGACUUGUUUAAUGUCUUACUUACCAGUUACAUUAUAAAAACAAGUUCUCCAAAUAUGAAGAUUACUGUUUGAUAACCAGUAUUACCCUUAUUGAUCUUAUUGAUCUUCAAGGAUUUGAUGUAUGGAAAAAUGAAACACUUAGCUAGAAUUCUCUAAUAAUGUUUAUGGUUUAACUUCAGAGAGCACUUUUAUAUUUUUAUCAAAUGGGCAAAAUAUUGUAUUAAGCAUAUGUAACUUCAUGAAAUGGCUAUCAGAAAAGCUACUGGUAGAAGCAAAGCUGUAGUGUAGUUUUACAAAGCAGUGAAUGGGCAGAGAGUUUAAAGCUGUCAGUAGUUCGGCCAGAGAAGCUAGAAGCUAAACGCUAAACACAGGCGUGAGAGCCUAAAUUGAUCCGUGCCAAUCUCAUUCAUAUUGUCUCUCUUAUUCUAUGGGAGAGCGGCCCUCAUACAGAAAGGAGCCCAUACUUGGGAAGGUUUUGUUCUAGAAAUCCUUUGAAUUACUUUUCUGCAUGCUCGAGCAGGACACUGACUUUUACUGGUUUAUGCCAGAUGUUAUCUGUACCUUGUUCUAGAGCGAGAAUUGUGGAAAAGUUUCCCUUUUAAAUCUCUUUGUAAACAAUAAACCAAAAAAUCUUUGUACCUGUUUUUUAAAAAAAACAACAACUGGAUUCCAGGUCCUUUCACAAAAUGCCAGUACCAGCAGGGUACCUUGCCUUAACCUUUCAUGCACUUUCAUGGAGACUGCAAUACAUCGCUGUGUGCACUUUCCUCAGCCUCGGUGUUUAUUCUUCAUCUUUCUACAUAUGACGUAAUGAGUUGCCAUGUUGUAAAAUCUUUGUAAAAUAUUUCUAUAUAAAAAUAUUUUUAAAAACUUAA
Messenger RNA from Cavia porcellus (domestic guinea pig), 3262 nucleotides. RefSeq names its product solute carrier family 40 member 1 (gene Slc40a1). The record is from RefSeq and is a predicted model, not a curated record. Lineage: Eukaryota; Metazoa; Chordata; Mammalia; Rodentia; Caviidae. Gene Ontology annotation, cellular component: basolateral plasma membrane. The coding region runs from base 265 to 1989 and encodes 574 amino acids. The transcript is spliced from 8 exons. Gene Ontology annotation, biological process: iron ion transmembrane transport. Gene Ontology annotation, molecular function: iron ion transmembrane transporter activity; peptide hormone binding.